AUGCAGUGUUUCGAGCCAUUGCUGCAGAAUACAGCAAGUGCAGCGGCGAGUGCCCGCAGUGGCCAGCAGGAUGUUCGCUGGAUAUUGCGAGUGGAAGCUUUAGCGGCGGCCGUCCGCUGCCAGCUGCGCAGGUUAAGUGGAUUGCCGGCCAACCUGGCGAAGCCCCACCACCGCUCGGCGCUCACGUGUCGCCCGCACAUGCUCUGCUGCCAGGCCGCUGGUACCAGUGAUUUGGAUGAUGAUGAUGAUGAUGAUGAUGAUUUGGAUGAUGAUGAUGAUGAUUUGGAUGAUGAUGAUGAUGAUGAUGAUUUGGAUGAUGAUGAUGAUGAUGAUGAUUUGGAUGAUGAUGAUGAUGAUUUGGAUGAUGAUGAUGAUGAUGAUGAUGAUGAUGAUUUGGAUGAUGAUGAUGAUGAUGAUGAUUUGGAUGAUGAUGAUGAUGAUGAUGAUGAUGAUUUGGAUGAUGAUGAUUUGGAUGAUGAUGAUUUGGAUGAUGAUGAUUUGGAUGAUUUGGAUGAUGAUGAUUUGGAUGAUGAUGAUUUGGAUGAUGAUGAUUUGGAUGAUGAUGAUUUGGAUGAUGAUGAUUUGGAGGAUGAUUUGGAGGAUGAUUUGGAGGAUGAUUUGGAGGAUGAUUUGGAGGAUGAUUUGGAGGAUGAUUUGGAGGAUGAUUUGGAGGAUGAUUUGGAGGAUGAUUUGGAUGAUGAUUUGGAUGAUGAUUUGGAUGAUGAUUUGGAUGAUGAUUUGGAUGAUGAUUUGGAUGAUGAUUUGGAUGAUGAUUUGGAUGAUGAUUUGGAUGAUGAUUUGGAGGAUGAUGAUGAUGAUGAGGGACAGUAUCAUGUUUAUACCCUUGUCUGCGAGAUGUAA
Molecule: messenger RNA, 861 nt
Organism: Schistocerca nitens (vagrant locust)
Lineage: Eukaryota; Metazoa; Arthropoda; Insecta; Orthoptera; Acrididae
Product: germ cell nuclear acidic protein-like
Exons: 2
Coding region: 1-861 (286 amino acids)
Source: RefSeq, a predicted model, not a curated record